This is a messenger RNA of Daucus carota subsp. sativus, 1900 nucleotides long. Its product is annotated as cyprosin. The record is from RefSeq and is a predicted model, not a curated record. Gene Ontology annotation, biological process: lipid metabolic process; proteolysis. NCBI's taxonomy places the organism in Eukaryota, Viridiplantae, Streptophyta, Magnoliopsida, Apiales, Apiaceae. Bases 155 to 1678 code for a protein of 507 amino acids. The transcript is spliced from 14 exons. Gene Ontology annotation, molecular function: aspartic-type endopeptidase activity.
UCGUGGAGAGACAGCCAGCCAGGGCCGAAUUUAAAUAUUAAGAAAAAAGGUAACCUUUAUAGUUUCUGUGAACUUGCCUUGUGAGUUCUGUUGACCUGCUAGGACACAAGUAAACACUCAAUCUGCUACUUUCCUCUGGGUUAAGUUGACUGUCAUGGAUUCCGAUUUCCGAGUGAUUGCGGCUGCAUUUUUCAUGCUGCUGCUUAUGGCUCCAGCGGUGUUUUCAUUGUCAAGUGACCGACUGGUUAGAGUUGAAUUGAGAAAGAGGAAAGUGGAUCCUGCAAACCGUAUUGCUGGAAGUGUAAAAUCGAUAGAAGGUCUUGGUUCGAGGAAUGACGGUCUUCCUGGUGAUUUUGGGCAUCCAGAUGCUGCUAUUGUUGAACUGAAAAACUAUUUGGAUGCUCAGUAUUAUGGUGAGAUUGGUAUUGGUACCCCGCCUCAAAAAUUUACAGUCAUUUUCGACACCGGGAGUUCUAAUCUGUGGGUGCCCUCUGCAAAGUGUUAUUUUUCAGUCGCAUGCCUUUUCCACCCCAAAUACAAGUCUAGCCAUUCAAGUACCUACAAGAAGAAUGGAAAAUCUGCUGAAAUCCAUUAUGGAACUGGAUCCAUCUCUGGCUUCUUUAGCCAAGAUAAUGUCAAAGUUGGUGAUCUUGUUGUUAAGGAACAGGAUUUUAUUGAGGCCACCAGAGAGCCAGGCGUCACAUUCUUGGCAGCUAAGUUUGAUGGCAUCCUUGGACUUGGAUUUCAAGAGAUAUCUGUUGGCAAUGCAGUUCCUGUUUGGUACUCUAUGGUUAAUCAAGGUCUUGUUAAAGAACCAGUUUUCUCAUUUUGGCUUAAUCGCAAUGCUGAAGAGGGUGAAGGGGGUGAACUUGUUUUUGGUGGGGUUGAUACGAAUCAUUUCAAGGGCAACCACACAUAUGUUCCUGUGUCUCAGAAAGGAUAUUGGCAGUUUGAUAUGGGCGAUGUCCUAGUUGGUGGUCAAUCCACUGAAUUUUGCUCUGGUGGUUGUUCAGCAAUUGCUGAUUCUGGAACCUCUUUGUUGGCUGGACCAACUACUGUGAUUACUCAAAUUAAUCAUGCAAUUGGAGCUUCAGGAGUCAUAAGCCAAGAAUGCAAGUCUGUCGUUUCCCAGUAUGGGAAGGAAAUUUUGGACUUGCUGUUGUCUGAGGCGCAACCUUUGAAAAUUUGCUCACAGAUUGGCUUGUGCUCUUCACGUGGUACUCAUGAUCGUAGUAUGAUAAUUGAAAGUGUCGUGGACAUGAACUCUGGAAAAUCGUCAAGUGGCCUGCAUGAUGAGAUGUGUACUUUCUGUGAGAUGACUGUUGUCUGGAUGCAAAGUCAGCUUAGUAGAAACCAGACGGAGGAUAAAAUUAUCGAUUACAUUAACGAGCUCUGUAACCGACUUCCUAGUCCAAUGGGGGAAUCAGCUGUUGACUGCAACAGUCUCUCAUCGAUGCCUUCUGUUACUUUUACACUUGGUGAUAAAACAUUUGACCUCUCAGCAGAUCAGUACGUCCUUAAAGUCGGUGAGGGUACAGCAGCUCAAUGCAUCAGUGGUUUUACAGCUCUAGCUCCUCCUCGUGGUCCUUUAUGGAUCUUGGGGGAUGUUUUUAUGGGUAAAUACCACACAGUAUUUGACUAUGGGAACAUGAGGGUGGGAUUUGCUGAAGCAGCAUGAGCAUGUCAUUGGACUUCUGUUUACAUUUUGCUUAAUCUGCAUGAUUGUCCCUUUUGCCAAUGUUUAUAUUUAAGUUACCCCCUUUAUGAGUUGCAAACGUGUGGGGAAGGCAGCCUUAUCUGUUGCACCAAAUUUGUACCGUUAAACUCUUUCCUGUAAAUAUGAAAAUACACAAAGCUCGCUAACUUGCAUGAUAAUAAUACAGCGAUUUUCACCAAAUAA